This is a messenger RNA of Pogona vitticeps (central bearded dragon), 4531 nucleotides long. The record is from RefSeq and is a predicted model, not a curated record. Lineage: Eukaryota; Metazoa; Chordata; Lepidosauria; Squamata; Agamidae.
GGAAGGUCAGGGCGCCGCGGAGCGGAAGUAGGAGCCGGAGCGCGUCCGCCAUUGUGGGAAAGCGAAGCCCGGAUCAGGGGAGGGAAAGCGAGUUGUGUCCAGCUGGUUGCGUUCGGCGGCACCGACCAGGGAAAGGGGGUCCGGGCUGCGAAGACAAUCAGCCGACGGAGGCGGGGAGAGCGGCGGCCAAAGCGGCGGCGGGAACGACGACUCGAGGAAGAGAAAGAGGAGGCCCAAGCGGAGCGGGGUGAGGGGGAUUGCGGCUCCCCGUGAAGAAUGUCAGCCACCAGCGUCGACCAGAGACCUAAAGGACAGGGAAAUAAAGUGAGUCAGAACUGAUCCCCUUUCAAAGAUUCUACCAUUUGAGGAGAAACUAUCAUAUCUCUGCUGAGACCUUAGCAAUUGGAUUUUGAAGUUUUCCUUGCAGUUGAAGAAAAAGUCAAUGUCUUUCUCCAUUAAUUCAUCUUUACCAAUACAAACGGCUUUUCUUUGGGAAUGAGUUCAGACAAAUUGUGUUUCCUUGCUUUAUAUCUCUUUGAUUGUAAAUUAGUACCUGCAUAAGGUUUAGGUCUUUGAAACAAAAAUUGGAGGGAAAAUAUGGCUGACACCAGAAAUUAUUGGGAUUCCUUUGAAUAUGAUUUUUUUGGCUUAUGGCUGCCCAUCUCACUUUCUGAAACUUACAUUAGGAAAUGGAUAUUUCUCUAACAUGGAAAUGCUACCCCCCCCAAUCCAAAAAUACUCUGAGUGUGCUUCCUCCAAAAAUAUUCUGAGUUAAGAAAGUCUUUCCACUGUGGCUUAUGAUGUCUUAUAUGAAAAAAACAAGCAAAGGAAAUAUAAUUAUGUGCAGUUGAGAAAUGUGAUUAAUAACAUGAGGAAGAUAUACAGGUAGUAGCCAUUGGAUGGGAUUAUUUGAUUUCAUGCAAGAUUGAAAUGAGAAUUAUUCAAUUUUGCUUAUUUUUUAAAAUUUUUAGUCUUGUAACAAAGAACAAGGCUUUAGACAUCAUAAGCUUAUUUACUGAAACCAAAAAUUGUUUAGAAGAAAUCUAGUAAGCAUAGUGUUUCUGUAUCCUUCCUGUACAAUAUUAAUUAGUAAAUCUUAGAGGAAGUCUAGUAAACGUAGUAUUUUAUAGUCUUAACUUACAAUAUUAAUUAGUAAAUACCUCUUCAUCCUAGUGGAAAUCUGCUGCUUGUUGUAAGAAAGAGAACUUUGAUUUGGAAUUAUGUCAUUAGGUGUUGGAUAUUAAAUUUAACCCACUUGCAGUUAUGUUUGAGCUUUCUCUAGAUGUUUGGGCACUUCAUGCAUUUUUCUGUACAAGUAUGUGAGACAGAGAUGUACAAAAAUAAAAGCAGAUAUUCUUAAUAGAUCAGAACAUUUCAAAGUUCAGCUGUGUUAGAAGCAUGGUUGAACUUACCAGUGCCUCUAUGUACAACUUAUCUGUAUAUAUAUAUUUUCAAAAGCUAUCCAACGAUUUGGAUGCCGGUUUUGAAGUUGCAUCUUGCCUAGUUUUAAAUCACUUAUGUCCUUUUUUAUAUGAUGCUUGAACAUGACAAACAUGACAGAUAAAAAUCUGAACUUUAUUAGAUACUUCAAAUCUUUAGAAGUGAUUUAGUAGUUAUAUUCCACUGUUAAAUGCUUGAGACAAUGACUGUUUUUCCUUAUGUAAAAUUACAUAUGGUGUGAUGGAUCUGAAGUUUCAGUGCAGAACGGUUCGAUUCAUCAAAAGGAUGCUGUAAAUGAUGAUGAUUUUGAGCCAUACCUAAGUAGCCAGACAAAUCAGAGUAAUAGCUAUCCACCAAUGUCAGACCCAUACAUGCCUAGUUAUUAUGCUCCAUCCAUUGGAUUUCCAUACUCUCUGGGUGAAGCUGCAUGGUCCACAGCAGGAGAUCCCCCAAUGCCAUACUUGACAACUUACGGACAGAUGAGCAAUGGUGAACACCACUACAUCCCUGAUGGUGUAUUUAGCCAACCUGGGGCAUUAGGAAACACUCCUCCAUUCCUUGGGCAGCAUGGAUUUAAUUUUUUUCCUGGGAAUGCAGAUUUCUCUACAUGGGGGACAAGCGGAUCUCAGGGGCAAUCAACUCAAAGUUCUGCCUAUAGCAGCAGCUAUGGCUACCCACCUAGUUCUCUUGGUAGAGCUAUAGCUGAUGGACAGGCUGGAUUUGGCAAUGACACUUUGAGCAAAGUGCCUGGCAUUAGCAGCAUUGAGCAAGGCAUGACUGGAUUGAAAAUUGGAGGGGAUAUGACAGUUGCUGUAACAAAAACUGUUGGCUCAGCUCUGAGUAGUGCAGGUAUGACAAGCAUUGCAGCAAAUAGCGUGCCGGCAGUUAGCAGUUCAGCACCUAAACCAACCUCAUGGGCUGCCAUUGCUAGAAAGCCUGCUAAGCCUCAGCCUAAACUUAAGCCUAAAGGUAAUGUGGGAAUUGGGGGGCCUGCUGUACCACCACCCCCUAUAAAACACAACAUGAACAUUGGAACUUGGGAUGACAAAGGGUCUGUGGUCAAAGCUCCCCCAAACCAACCAGUACUGCCUCCUCAGACUAUAAUUCAGCAGCCUCAGCCAUUAAUUCAGCCACCUCCAAUGGUGCAAAGCCAACUGCCUCAGCAGCAGCCUCAGCCUCAGCAGCCACAAGGACCUCAGCAACAGGCUCCACCACAUCAGCUGCAGCAGCAACAGCAGCAGCAGCAGCAACAGCAGCUGCAAAAUCGCUGGGUGGCUCCUCGCAAUAGGGGUGUCGGCUUCAAUCAGAGCAAUGGAGCUGGCAGUGAAAACUAUGGUAUAGGUGCUAUACCAGUUAGCUCUUCACCAUCUGGUGUAGAAGUACACCCAGUACUGGAGAAACUAAAGGCCAUAAAUAACUAUAAUCCCAAAGACUUUGAUUGGAAUCUGAAGAAUGGUCGCGUGUUUAUAAUCAAAAGUUAUUCAGAGGAUGAUAUACAUCGUUCCAUUAAGUAUUCUAUCUGGUGUAGUACUGAACAUGGUAAUAAGCGCUUGGAUGCUGCAUACCGUUCAUUGAAUGGAAAAGGCCCACUCUAUUUACUGUUCAGUGUGAAUGGCAGUGGACACUUUUGUGGAGUGGCUGAGAUGAAGUCUGUGGUGGACUACAAUGCAUACGCUGGAGUCUGGUCUCAGGAUAAAUGGAAGGGGAAGUUUGAUGUUAAAUGGAUCUUUGUUAAAGACGUUCCGAACAACCAGCUGCGGCACAUUCGCUUGGAAAACAAUGACAACAAACCGGUUACCAAUUCAAGGGACACUCAAGAAGUACCCCUAGAAAAAGCCAAGCAAGUGCUUAAAAUAAUUGCUACUUUCAAGCAUACCACCUCAAUCUUUGAUGACUUUGCACAUUAUGAAAAGCGUCAAGAGGAGGAGGAAACCAUGCGUAGGGAGCGAAAUAGAAACAAACAAUAACUAUAUGGAGGUGAUCCUGCUAGAAUUACAACACUAAUGAUGUAGACUUUGGAAAUGCCUAAUAUGUCUAAGAAGACGUUAUUAAAGCUUUGUUCCUGCUUAAGGUGACAUCUUUGAACACUUUAACACAAAAUUGACUCUUCUUGUAAUGGUUCUCAUCAGUGCAUCUGCCCUUAUACUCUCUCACCAAACACACUUGAGAACUGUAACUUCGUCAAGCACUUUCUGUCCUGAAGCUUUUACCAGUAUCUGCUGUCUUUUGUAAUUAUGCAUCCUAGCUAAGGCACAGGAGAUGGAACGAAUGCAAGGAUUCAUUAACUCUUUGAAUUUGUUAAAUACUAACAAUUAACCAUCAUAAGUGGUUCAAUGAUGUGAGAUUCACAUUGCUUCAACUUAUUUUUCUUUGAUGUAGUUUUUUAAUUGUCAGUUUUUAGCUGUUCAGCAGAAUUAAAAGCAAAAUCAUGCCAUAUUUAGUCCUGGAGUAAAACUCAAGUCUAAAUGUUCAUGUGAAAAUUAUUGUAGUAAACUUUAAUAUGGCAAAGCAACUUUGAGCUACGGUUUAGCCAAAUGAAUUAUAACAUGAAAUUAUAUUAGAAUGACAUUUCCCUUGUUUCAAACUGUUUGGUGUAGAGAAUAUUAAUAUAUGCAGCUUGGUGGGCCGCACCAGUUAAUGCACAUUUCCUUUUUUUUUUUCCUGUAACAUGUAUACUGAAAAAAAAGUGCAUUUGUCUGAGGAACUGUUUGUUUGCUACCACUCAAUCUCAGUUUUGAGUACAUGUACCUCAGUCUAAAUCAGACUUUUUAUGACCUUUAUAACUACACUUAAAAUCUUUAAUUCCUAUUUCUGGGUGUUUGCAAGCCUGAAAAGAUUGCUAUCAUGAAAGUGAAAAUUUAUUCCUCUAGGUGAUUCACUAGCUAAAUAAACAUAAUUCUUGUUUUAGCAAGCAUAUACUCAGUUUCUCAGAUUUUGUUUGUUCCCAGCUCUGAAUAUAAUAGUCUGGUAUUCUUUCAAUUCAAAAUACUUUGGGAAAUAAACGUUUAUUCAUGGUUUCAGUUUGUAUGCUCUCAUGGCUGUGUUUACAUGUUACCUGUUAGUACUAUAUAAUAAAAGCCUAGGUACCAUA